AUGCUCCUGUUGUCUCCUUGCUCCCAUCUCUGGGGGCCUCUGAUUCUUCUCUCUGCUCUACAGGCUCGCAGCACUGACAGCCUGGAUGGCCCAGGGGAGGGCUCAGUGCAGCCUAUACCCCCCGCUGGGGGGGCCAGUGUGAAGGGGAAGCCUGGGAAGAGGCUCUCGGCUCCUCGAGGUCCCUUCCCGCGGCUGGCCGACUGUGCCCAUUUCCACUACGAGAAUGUAGACUUCGGCCACAUUCAGCUCUUGCUCUCUCCAGAGCGUGAAGGUCCUAACCUCUCUGGAGAGAAUGAGCUGGUGUUUGGGGUGCAGGUGACUUGUCAGGGCCGUUCCUGGCCAGUUCUCCGUAGUUAUGAUGACUUCCGUUCGCUGGAUGCCCACCUCCACCGGUGCAUAUUUGACCGGAGGUUUUCCUGCCUCCCAGAGCUUCCUCCACCCCCAGAGGGUACCAGGGCUGCCCAGAUGCUGGUACCACUGCUGCUGCAGUACCUGGAGACCCUGUCAGGACUAGUGGACAGUAACCUCAACUGUGGACCUGUGCUCACCUGGAUGGAGCUGGACAAUCACGGCCGGCGACUACUCCUCAGUGAGGAGGCCUCGCUCAAUAUCCCUGCAGUUGCUGCUGCCCAUGUGGUCAAACGAUAUACAGCCCAGGCACCAGAUGAGCUGUCCUUUGAGGUAGGAGACAUUGUCUCAGUGAUCGACAUGCCACCCACAGAGGAUCGGAGCUGGUGGCGGGGCAAGCGAGGCUUCCAGGUUGGUUUCUUCCCCAGUGAGUGUGUGGAACUCUUCACAGAGCGGCCAGGUCCAGGCCUAAAGGCGGAUGCUGAUGGCUCCCCAUGUGGCAUCCCAGCUCCCCAGGGUAUCUCUUCUCUGACCUCAGCUGUGCCCCGGCCACGUGGGAAGCUGGCUGGCCUCCUCCGCACCUUCAUGCGCUCCCGCCCUUCUCGGCAGCGGCUGAGGCAGCGGGGAAUCCUGCGGCAGAGGGUGUUUGGCUGCGACCUCGGAGAACACCUCAGCAACUCAGGCCAGGACGUGCCCCAGGUGCUGCGCUGCUGCUCCGAGUUUAUUGAGGCCCACGGGGUGGUAGAUGGAAUCUACCGGCUCUCAGGCGUGUCCUCCAACAUACAGAGGCUGCGGCAUGAGUUUGACAGCGAGAGGAUCCCUGAAUUGUCUGGCCCCGCCUUCCUGCAGGACAUCCACAGCGUGUCCUCCCUCUGCAAGCUCUACUUCCGAGAGCUGCCGAACCCCUUGCUCACCUACCAGCUCUAUGGGAAGUUCAGUGAGGCCAUGUCAGUGCCUGGGGAGGAGGAACGCCUGGUACGGGUCCAUGAUGUCAUCCAGCAGCUGCCCCCUCCACAUUACAGAACCCUGGAGUACCUGCUGAGGCACUUGGCCCGCAUGGCAAGACACAGUGCCAACACCAGCAUGCAUGCCCGCAACCUGGCCAUUGUCUGGGCACCCAACCUUCUACGGUCCAUGGAGCUGGAGUCAGUAGGGCUGGGUGGGGCGGCAGCUUUCCGGGAGGUACGGGUGCAGUCGGUGGUGGUGGAAUUCCUGCUCACCCAUGUGGACGUCCUAUUCAGCGACACCUUCACCUCUGCUGGCCUUGAUCCUGCAGGCCGCUGCCUCCUCCCCAGGCCCAAAUCCCUUGCUGGCAGCAGCCCUUCCACUCGCCUGCUGACAUUGGAGGAAGCCCAGGCUCGCACCCAGGGCCGGCUGGGGACACCCACUGAGCCUACAACUCCCAAGGCCCCAGCCUCACCUGUGAAAAGGAGAAAAGGGGAGAGAGGGGAGAAGCAGCGGAAGCCAGGGGGUAGCAGCUGGAAGACAUUCUUUGCACUGGGCCGGGGCCCCAGUGUCCCCCGAAAGAAGCCCUUGCCCUGGCUGGGGGGCACCCGCGCCACACCACAGCCUUCAGGCAGCCGACCUGACACAGUCACACUGAGAUCUGCCAAGAGUGAGGAAUCUCUAUCAUCACAAGCCAGUGGGGCUGAUUUGGGUGGUCUUAUGAGCAAUUCCUGCCAUAUCCACACUCCUGAGAGAUUGCUCCACCACAUACCCAGGAGUGGAGGCCUCCAGAGACUGCACAGGCUACGGCGACCCCACUCCAGUAGUGAUGCUUUCCCUGUGGGUCCGGCACCUGCUGGCUCCUGUGAGAGCCUGUCCUCCUCCUCCUCCUCUUCAUCCUCCUCUUCAUCCUCCUCAUCCUCAUCUUCUGAGUCCUCAGCAGCUGGGCUGGGGGCACUCUCUGGGUCCCCCUCGCACCGCACUUCAGCCUGGCUAGAUGAUGGUGAUGAGCUGGACUUCAGCCCUCCCCGCUGCCUGGAGGGACUCCGGGGCCUCGACUUUGAUCCCCUAACCUUUCGCUGCAGCAGCCCCACCCCAGGGGACCCUGCGCCUCCUGCCAGCCCAGCUCCCCCGGCCCCUGCCUCUGCCUUUCCACCCAGGGUAACCCCCCAGGCCCUCUCGCCCCAUGGGCCCACCAGCCCUGCUUCACCUACUGCCCUGGACAUCUCAGAGCCCCUGGCUGUAUCAGUGCCACCCGCUGUCCUAGAACUGCUGGGGGCUGGGGGAACACCUGCCUCAGUCUCCCCAACACCAGCUCUCAGCCCCGGCCCAGGCCUGCGCCCCCAUCUCAUCCCCCUGCUGCUUCGUGGAGCCGAGGCCCAACUGAGUGACACCUGCCAACAGGAAAUCUGCAGCAAACUGGCACUGCCUGGCCCCCGGGGAGCCCAGAGCCAGCAUGGUCCUAGGAUGGAUUCACCAUUGCCUCCACCACCUCUGUCCCUCCUGCGCCCUGGGGGGGCCCCACCCCCACCCCCUAAGAACCCAGCACGCCUCAUGGCCCUGGCCUUGGCUGAGCGGGCUCAGCAGGUGGCCGAACAGCAGAGCCAGCAGGAGCAUGGGGGCACCCCACCUGCUCCCCACUCCCCUUUCCGCCACUCACUAUCUCUGGAAGUAGGCAGGGAACCCCUGGGGACCACAGGGAGUGGGCCACCCCCCCACUCCCUAGCCCACCCAGGUGCCUGGGCCCCAGGACCUCCACCCUACGUACCAAGGCAACAAAGUGAUGGGAACCUGGUGAGGAGCCAGCAGCCCAUGGGGACAUCAAGGAGGGGACUCAGAGGCUCUGCCCAGGUCAGUGCCCAGAUCAGGGCAGGUGGGGGUUGCCGAGAUGCACCAGAGACAGCAGCCCAGUCCCCAUGUUCUGUCCCCUCACAAGUUCCUACCCCUGGCUUCUUCUCCCCAGCCCCCCGAGAGUGCCUGCCACCCUUCCUCGGGGUCCCCAAACCAGGCCUGUAUCCCACGGGUCCUCCAUCCCUCCAGCCCAGCUCCCCAGCUUCGGUCUGGAGGAGCUCCCUGGGGCCCCCUGCACCCCUCGACAGGGGAGAGAACCUAUACUAUGAGAUUGGGGCGGGUGAAGGGUCCCCUUACUCGGGACCCACGCGGUCUUGGAGUCCCUUUCGCUCCAUGCCCCCCAAUAGGCUCAAUGCUUCAUACGGCAUGCUUGGCCAAUCACCACCACUCCACAGGUCUCCCAACUUCCUGCUCAGCUACCCACCCCCCUCUCCUUGCUUUCCCCCUGACCACCUUGGCUACUCAGCUCCCCAGCACCCUGCCCGGCGCCCCACCCGACCUGAGCCCCUCUAUGUCAACCUAGCCCUAGGGCCCAGGGGUCCCUCACCCAGCUCUUCCUGCUCCUCUUCCCCUCCUACCCACCCCCGAAGCCGUUCAGAUCCUGGCCCCCCAGCCCCCCGCCUCCCUCAGAAACAGCGGGCACCCUGGGGCCCCCGCACCCCUCAUAGGGUGCCUGGGCCCUGGGGCCCUCCUGAACCUCUCCUGCUCUACAGGGCAGCCCCGCCAGCCUAUGGGAGGGGGGGUGACCUCCACCGAGGAUCCUUGUACAGAAAUGGGGGACAAAGAAGGGAGGGGGCUGGUCCCCCACCCCCUUACCCCACUCCUAGCUGGUCCCUCCACUCCGAGGGUCAGACCCGAAGCUACUGCUGAGCUACAGCUGGAAGGGACCUUUCUCCCUUCCCUUUGCCCUUACUGUAUUUUGGCCCAACCCAAUCCUUUGUUUUGUAUUUUCUUGAGCUCCUGACCCUUACCCCAGGUUUCUAACCUUGUAACUUUCUGAUGUGGGUCCCUAACCUAUAAUCAUAGCUUCCCUACCCUGGGCUGAAGGUAUACCCAUCCUCCAUCCUGGGGGCCCUCGCACAAUUCUGAGAGAGGGCUAGGCUGACACCCUGUCCUCCCUCACCCUCCAGGAGCCCCCAGCAUGUCCUGACCUGAGCAGAGGGGGUAGGGGGGACAGUCCUGCCCAUCUCUCCCCACUAAACCGUCUGACAAAAUUAACGAAUAAAAAUGGUGAAAAUGUG
This is a messenger RNA of Galeopterus variegatus (Sunda flying lemur), 4385 nucleotides long. It is a transcript of the gene ARHGAP33, whose product is annotated as Rho GTPase activating protein 33. Gene Ontology annotation, cellular component: nucleoplasm; fibrillar center; actin cytoskeleton. The coding region runs from base 1 to 4014 and encodes 1337 amino acids. The transcript has 21 exons. Gene Ontology annotation, biological process: small GTPase-mediated signal transduction. The record is from RefSeq and is a predicted model, not a curated record. Gene Ontology annotation, molecular function: GTPase activator activity; phosphatidylinositol binding; protein binding. Lineage: Eukaryota; Metazoa; Chordata; Mammalia; Dermoptera; Cynocephalidae.